GAAUAAAAUACCCUGCAGACAGAAUUAAGUACAAGCCCCGGAGGAAGAGCAAAGGACAAAAAUCUCAUGCUUCUCCAGUUGGUAACGGAUAUAUCAAGCCACCUGUUCCACCUGUUGCUGGUACACAGAGAGAAAAAGGGCCUCCAGCCAUGUUACCUAUCAGUGUUGACCCAGACAGUAAACCAGGCGAAUAUGUCCUGAAGAGCUUGUUCGUUAACUUUACUACUCAGGCUGAACGCAAGAUUCGCAUCAUCAUGGCAGAACCUCUUGAGAAGCCACUGACCAAAUCUCUGCAACGAGGAGAAGACCCCCAGUUUGAUCAAGUAAUAAGCUCAAUGAGCUCACUUUCAGAAUAUUGUCUGCCCUCUAUCCUGCGCACUUUGUUUGAUUGGUAUAAAAGACAGAAUGGCAUAGAAGAUGAAUCUCAUGAGUACAGACCAAGAACAAGCACUAAAUCCAAAAGUGAUGAACAGCAGAGGGACUAUUUAAUGGAGAGAAGAGAUCUGGCUAUUGAUUUUAUUUUUUCUUUAGUAUUAAUAGAAGUUUUGAAACAGAUUCCACUUCAUCCUGUAAUAGACAGUUUGGUACAUGAUGUUAUUAACUUGGCUUUCAAGCACUUUAAGUACAAAGAAGGGUACCUUGGUCCUAACACUGGAAAUAUGCACAUUGUUGCAGAUUUGUAUGCAGAAGUAAUAGGUGUUCUAGCUCAAGCAAAAUUUCCAGCUGUAAAGAAGAAAUUUAUGGCAGAGUUAAAAGAGUUACGGCAUAAAGAACAAAGUCCGUAUGUAGUUCAAAGCAUUAUCAGUCUUAUAAUGGGAAUGAAAUUCUUUCGGAUUAAGAUGUAUCCUGUGGAGGACUUCGAAGCUUCUCUUCAGUUUAUGCAGGAAUGUGCACAUUAUUUCCUUGAAGUUAAAGACAAAGAUAUCAAGCAUGCACUGGCAGGACUAUUUGUUGAAAUUCUUGUACCCGUAGCUGCUGCUGUUAAAAAUGAAGUGAAUGUCCCCUGUCUGAGGAACUUUGUUGAAAGCCUGUAUGAUACAACACUUGAACUUUCCUCACGAAAGAAGCACUCAUUGGCAUUCUCAACCAAAGCAUUUGUUAUUCACUUCAUCAGAAUAGAACUAGUUGGAGGACACUUGGAGAAGAGAAGGUUCCAAGGAGACCUUAGCGCAACCUUCCACCUAAAGGAAAGUGAAACAAUCUGUAUUGACUCUUUUCAUAUGGAUCCUACUGUUAGAAUAGCUUUUCAAAAUGUUCAUAGUCUGUCUGAAGAUUUCUUUCCACCUGUACCUGAGUUACUUACUUUUGCUGAAGAUGCACUAGAACCUUAUUUGCAAAGAGAUUCAGAAAAUAAACGUGGUGUUAUUGUGGCUGAUUUGAUGGGGUUUUAUGAAGUUAUACAGGUUAUAGAAAAGGCAUCUACAGCUGUAAGAUCUCUUAGGAGCCAGCUGGGAAUAGAGAUUUUUCUGAAAAUUAGGGAGAUCCUGACAAAUUAUUUGAAACCAUUAGAGAAAAUAUAA
Messenger RNA from Leptosomus discolor (cuckoo roller), 1520 nucleotides. Lineage: Eukaryota; Metazoa; Chordata; Aves; Leptosomiformes; Leptosomidae. The record is from RefSeq and is a predicted model, not a curated record.